UUUUAUUUUCAAUUUACUUGUACAUUGUUUAGUUUUAUUAAUAAACGACUGCUAGGCAACUAUCUUCAAUAUACACAUUUGGGACUAAAAAAUAUAUUUUAAAGCCAGUUGGUGUAAAAAUAAGUAAUAAAAAAUAUAUAAAAUGGAUACCGAAGGCGAUUACGAUGAUAGGCGUAUUACAGAUGUGGGCGAUGCAGCUGACUUGUUAAUAGUUGAGGAUGCAACUGAAGAAGUAGGCCCAAAUUUGCCUGUAACGUCAUAUCGGAUGAAACCCUCUUUAAGAGAACUUUUUCCAGCAUCACAUAUCAAAAGUAUUAUUCAGUCCACAAUAUAUGAUAAACUUCAAGGGAAAGUAUAUAAUGCAGAUGACGCUCGUAAGUGGACUCGGGAGAUUUCUGAUGAAGUCAGUGCCGCAGUAAAAGAUAUUGUUCAAAUGCCCCGUUUUAAGCAUGUUGUACAAGUAACAUUGGGUCAGCAGCUGGGUGCUGGUUGCCGGUAUAUAGCGAAGUGCUGUUGGGAUGCCGAAGCUGACUCCCAUACAUCCGAUGUAUUUACGAAUGCCAGCUUAUUUUGUGUUUGUACCGUAUUUGGUGUAUAUUUAUAUUAAUUACUCAUAUAUAGUAUACAUAAAACAAGUGUCAUAUUCAAAACACAAGUUAGCUUAAUAUCAGACAAUGUACAAACAGUACAACUCUUGUAAAUUGUACGAAUGAUCCGUAGGUGGGACGCCACACCUUAGCUAAAUGAGUCCUCGUCGCUUCUUCUUAGUUAAUAGUUUUAGGAAAUUUUGUUUGAGAGUAAAAUUUUGAAAGUAAAUUGCACCAUUUUCUUGAAAGAUGGUGUAUCUGUACAUCUGUUGCGCUUUUCUCCCAAGUGAGAUAUAUUAUACAUAAUAAUUAAGGUUGAUCUAAAAAUUGUGUCUUACAUGUUUAUGUGGGAGGCAAUAGUAGCACUUCAAAAUUGUAUUCUUUGGAUAAUGAAUUGUUGCAAAUGUUUUUAUAUAUUACAACAACGAUAACUAAAUACAAUCAAGAAAAUGUU
Messenger RNA from Bactrocera latifrons, 1041 nucleotides. RefSeq names its product tctex1 domain-containing protein 2. The record is from RefSeq and is a predicted model, not a curated record. NCBI's taxonomy places the organism in Eukaryota, Metazoa, Arthropoda, Insecta, Diptera, Tephritidae. The transcript has 2 exons. Bases 143 to 607 code for a protein of 154 amino acids. Gene Ontology annotation, cellular component: cytoplasm; cytoplasmic dynein complex. Gene Ontology annotation, biological process: microtubule-based movement. Gene Ontology annotation, molecular function: dynein intermediate chain binding.